GCACCUUUUUGAGAACUUACAAAAAAUAUUUUUAAAAAGAUGGAGCUGAUGAAUAUGGCGUCAAAAGAAACAAGUUAUUGGAUGAUCGCACUACCCGCCGUUUUUGGAACCCAAAACAUGUACGAUGUUUCCAUCUUCGGCUACCUAAUCCUCGCCGUCGUUUCCCUCUCUCUACUCACGUGGGCUUUCUCCGGAGGCGGUGGCGUUGCAUGGAAGAACGGCCGUAACCGUAUUGGUCGUGUCGCGAUUCCUGGUCCUCGAGGCAUACCAAUAUUCGGUAAUCUUUUCACUCUAAGCCGCGGCUUGGCUCAUCGGUCACUAGCCGCCAUGGCUUGGAGCCGAGCCAACACUGAGAUUAUGGCUUUCAGCCUCGGGGCCACGCCUGUUAUCGUGGCUUCCGAGCCGAACACGGCCCGUGAGAUUCUCAUGUCGCCUCACUUCGCGGACCGGCCGGUUAAGCAGUCGGCUAAGAGCCUCAUGUUCAGCCGAGCUAUAGGUUUUGCGCCCAACGGGGCGUACUGGCGCACGUUAAGAAGGAUCGCGUCGACUCAUCUAUUCGCUCCAAAGCGUAUUUUAGCACAUGAAGCUGGACGUCUGCUAGACUGCGCCGAAAUGGUGAGAGCUGUGUCAGAAGAGCAAAACGGCGCUGGAUCCGUCGUUUUGAGGAAACACUUGCAGUUAGCGGCCUUGAACAAUAUCAUGGGGAGUGUGUUUGGGAGAAGAUAUGACCCUCUGGCUCAGAAAGAGGCUCUUGAUGAGCUUACAUCGAUGGUUAGAGAAGGGUUCGAGCUCUUGGGUGCUUUUAAUUGGUCUGAUCAUCUUCCAUGGUUGAGUUAUUUCUAUGAUCCUGUUCGUUUGAAGCAACGUUGCUCAGAUCUUGUUCCUCGAAUCAAAACCCUCGUCAAGACAAUUAUUGAGGAACAUCGAGAAGGUAACUCGGAGAAGAAAAGAGAUGUUGGAGAUUUCGUUGAUGUGUUGUUGUCUUUAGACGGUGACGAGAAGCUUCAAGAAGAUGACAUGAUCGCCGUCUUAUGGGAGAUGAUUUUUAGAGGGACUGAUACGACAGCGUUAUUAACGGAGUGGACCAUGGCUGAACUAGUACUGAACCCUAACGUGCAAGCCAAGCUAAGGGACGAGAUCAAAACGGCAGUGAGCGACAGAGUCGACGUGGCAGAUACUGACCUUGCAAAACUCCCUUACUUGAACGCAGUGUUGAAGGAAACUCUAAGGCUGCAUCCUCCUGGACCAUUGCUAUCGUGGGCCCGUCUUUCCACGUCAGAUGUCCAGCUCAGCAACGGCAUGGUGGUUCCAAAGGGUACUACAGCGAUGGUCAACAUGUGGGCCAUCACUCACGACCCGACUGUAUGGUCCGACCCGUUACAGUUUAACCCGGAGAGGUUCAUUGGGAAUGGUGACGUGGACAUACGUGGUGGGGAUCUAAGGCUUGCUCCGUUUGGAGCCGGAAGGAGGGUGUGUCCGGGGAAGAACAUGGGUUUAGCUACUGUGACUCGUUGGGUGGCUGAGCUAGUGCGGAGGUUCGAGUGGAGUCAAGAUCAGACAGAACCGGUCAAUCUUGAUGAGGUCUUGAAGCUUUCUUGUGAGAUGGAGCAUCCGUUACGUGCCGUUGUAACGGAAAUAAAUUAAAUUUUAGGGUUUUUGACUUUUAGUCAGCCUUAUGUUGUUUUCUAUAUUUGUUGCGUUUUUGCUUUGUUUUGUCGAGAGAGGUUUGGAUUGCUUGUCGUGUGGUUUGCUUAUGUUUACAAUUAGUUGAUCUAGUAACUCGGUUUGUUAUGUACGAACUUAGUUUUCAUUAUCAUUAUCCUUGAUUAGUAUGCGUUUAAAAC
This is a messenger RNA of Eruca vesicaria subsp. sativa (arugula), 1844 nucleotides long. NCBI's taxonomy places the organism in Eukaryota, Viridiplantae, Streptophyta, Magnoliopsida, Brassicales, Brassicaceae. The record is from the annotation of a GenBank genome assembly.